Molecule: messenger RNA, 1508 nt
Organism: Gossypium arboreum
Lineage: Eukaryota; Viridiplantae; Streptophyta; Magnoliopsida; Malvales; Malvaceae
Product: putative cyclin-D6-1
Exons: 6
Coding region: 179-994 (271 amino acids)
Biological process (GO): mitotic cell cycle phase transition; regulation of cyclin-dependent protein serine/threonine kinase activity
Cellular component (GO): cytoplasm; cyclin-dependent protein kinase holoenzyme complex; nucleus
Molecular function (GO): cyclin-dependent protein serine/threonine kinase regulator activity
Source: RefSeq, a predicted model, not a curated record
CAUCUUUCGAGAAAGAAAAAGAGGAAAAAGGAAACAGUAAACUCUCUCUCUUUCCUUGUCCCUCGUAUCAUUGCACUUCUCUUUUAACAAUGUAAUAGCAUAUAUAGAUGCUGCAGUGGUCUCUCUUCAAAGCCACUAAAGUUUGACCUUUAAACACUAUAAUAACAUCAACCGAUUAAUGGAGUUGGAUCUUGAAAACCCUUUAUCAAACUUGAACGACUUGUUCCCUACUGCUUCUACCCCUUCCCUCUUCCUGCUUGAAUCUCAUCAUAUGCCCACACUCUAUUACAUCAACACUCUCAAAGCUACACAUCUUGAUAUUUCUGUCAGACGAGAAGCCAUCUCUUCAAUCUCACAGCUUUCUUGCAAAUUCGGCCCCUUUUUACCGUAUCUUGCUAUCACUUAUCUUGACCGGUUCUUAUCAAGCCAAGGAGUAGCGGUAAAAAAUCAACCUAAUACAUGGGUUCUGAGGCUUGUUGCAAUCUCUUGCGUCUCUUUAGCUGCCAAGAUGAUGAAAACAGACUUCUCUCUCGCCGACUUUCAGGGCGAUGGAGGUUUCAUGUUUGAUGCACAAACAGUAGAGCGAAUGGAAUAUCUAAUCUUGGGAGCAUUAAAAUGGCGAAUGCGUUCAAUUACUCCAUUCUCUUUCGUCUCCUUUUUCAUUUCAUUGUUCAAAGUCAAAGACCCUCCAUUAAAGCAAGCUCUCAAAGCUCGAGCUGUUGAAAUCAUCUUCAAAGCUCAACUUGAUACAAAGCUUUUAGAGUUCAAGCCAUCAACAAUUGCAGCAUCGGCAGUCCUCUCAGCUUCCCAUCAAAUCUUUGAUGGGAAGCAAUUUCCCAGCUUUAAGAAAGCAAUUUUCAGCUGUUCAUAUGUAAAUAAGGAAAACCUGGUAAAAUGCACCAAUUGGGUGGAAGAGAUAGCGAUGGAGGGCAGUGAAUCAAUAUGGGAUUACCAGCAUAUUUACCAGCAUAUAUAUUUCCAGUUCAGGGAGUGAAAUUACCACCGUUACUCCCAGAACAAAGGGAGACAUGAAGAGAAGAAAAAUUAAUGAUUACGGAACCAUUAUCAAACCUGUUGAUUGCCCUGUAUCAAAAAGGGUUCUAAUCCAUGGACCAUUUUAGGAGUGACCAUACGAAACCUACCACUCCUUCAAAUAACUAAUGAAUUUGAUGUUUCGUUCAUGGCUACGUGUCUUGCUAUCGCCAAUCCAAUCUCUUUGUUUGCUAGAAUUGGAAGGAGGCAAACCCAAUAUCAAGUUUUGCUUCUUUUUUGGUUCUUUUUCUGUUACUCGUCUUUUCGGCUUUUAGGCUCCAAAGUCCAAACAAAGACAAAUUAAACAUGACUUUGUCUUUUGGUGUUUCAGUGGUUGUCUCUUCUUAGUUUAUGGCAGAACAAUAAUAGUGACAGCACUUACACAACAAUAUUAAUAUUGUAUUUUUAGCAGAUUAAUUUGUUCUAAUGAAUAAAGUUCCAACUUUGAAUGAUUUAGAAUGAAUGUUCUUCUAAAA